GACAUGUUGCGAGCGGAAGAGCUGGUCUGCGACCAGGAUGAGGAAUCUGUGGAGCAGCCACCCUCUCCAGAGGCCCUGGUGCUCUUUGAUUGGCCAUUGGAGGGAUUCCACUACAGGAACUUCUUCAUCGAGUUUGAAUCUGGAGGGCCCAUUCAAAAGGAAGAGACAUUUGUGGAAAGCCUGCGAAGUCGUGAGAGGGCUGUCUACGAUAGGAGCAUAUGCAAGUCGUCUGAAGAGAUUCAAAGUAUCUGCAGGAACACACACUUGUCGAGGGACACCUGGCGGAAGGAGAGACUGCCUCGCAUUACAGCAACAAAGGCACAUAAAGUAAUACGCUGCCAAGGAGACUUGCAGAAGCUUGCCAAGGAGAUGGUGCUUGAAGUGCCCUUUUCGUCCCAAGCAACAGCGCAUGGGGUGCGUUACGAGCCAGAAGCUCGAGCCAAGUUUGAGGAAGAGCGCUGCGUCAAGGUCCACCAGUUCGGGCUUGUUGUGAUGCCCGAAGAUCCCUGGCUGGGGUGUUCUCCUGAUGGACUCUUCCGGUACGUAUUAAGCUGGAACCUCUUGGAUAGCGUCAGAAUAGCAGCAAGUGGUUCGCUGUGCCUUAUCUUCUGGUUAGCUUAGGGAAAGGCAAAAGUUACGACCCUUGUGAGCCAGUAAGGGCGGUCCACUCAGCAGCUCGUCACAAGAGGC
Molecule: messenger RNA, 690 nt
Organism: Ixodes scapularis (black-legged tick)
Lineage: Eukaryota; Metazoa; Arthropoda; Arachnida; Ixodida; Ixodidae
Exons: 3
Coding region: 4-621 (205 amino acids)
Source: RefSeq, a predicted model, not a curated record